AUGUCAAGAAGGACGCGAAAACGAUCAACUGCAGCUACCUCAGUCGUUAUAAAAGAAGCUCCGAAAGAAGUCGAUCCUUUAUUGAAAAAUAUAUUUGCUUCCUGUUGGAAAAACAGCGAUACAAUUUUAGUUUGCAACGAUACAGAGUUCCACGUGCAUCGCAGCAUUUUAACAAUGCACUCGCCCGUCUUCGAAGCUAUGUUUGCGGGAAACUUUGAAGAAGCAAACGAAAAGAGGAUUGUUCUUCCUGGCAAAAACCCUGAUGAAAUGCUACAAUUUUUGAAGUUUUUGUAUCCAGACUGUAUGAUUCAAACGCCUACCAUUAAAUUUGGACCACGUGAGAAAAGGGUGUUUGCUAUUUUACGCAUAGCAGAUGAAUAUCAGACCGAACUCCUAAUAAAAAAAUGCCUUAAAAAAGUUUUCAUUAUGAAUUCGAACGUGUUUGAAAUUCUAUCCUAUGCAAACAAGUAUGAUUUAAAAGUUCGAAAGAAGUGUGUCAGUCACGUGGCAAGAGAUGUGACGAUGGACGAAUUGGAAAAGUCAUACCAUAAACUGGAGGCACAACUCAUACAAGAAUUGCUAGUUGCAAAAUGUCGACACCUUGAGUUGUGGGUUAAAAAGUAUGAACAGAUUGAUGCAGUCGCUUUCGCUGAUUUAUAUUCGAUUUCGAGUAACGAGCUGUUGUCUACAUCGUCAUCAUCCAAGGAUUCAUCCAAUUAAAAUUGAACAAUAAAUUUGAGUGUCCCAUGUCGGCAGAUGGUGGUCGAGUACAGAAAUGUUGACAAUUACAUCUCUCACAAUUUGCCAUACAAAACUACUAUAUGUAAUGAAAAGAAUUACUAGGUACCAUUAUUUUCUCACUCUGAUAGCUACCAGUUGACGACCAUCUGCUGCACGACAGUGCUUCAUGAAACUCACCCAUCACCGCAUUGUCUAUGAUGACUUUUCUAUAUUUAGUUACUUACCAUCAGAAAACUUGCCAGACUAGAUUUCUUAUAAAAAUACCUUUUUGUUGUCACAGGGUCAUCCUAAGGCAUCCCAUUUCUCAAAAUGAGAAGUUCUAAAACUUAAAAUGGGC
Paramuricea clavata is the source of this 1078-nucleotide messenger RNA. The record is from the annotation of a GenBank genome assembly. Lineage: Eukaryota; Metazoa; Cnidaria; Anthozoa; Malacalcyonacea; Plexauridae.